Messenger RNA from Phalacrocorax carbo (great cormorant), 6423 nucleotides. Lineage: Eukaryota; Metazoa; Chordata; Aves; Suliformes; Phalacrocoracidae. The record is from RefSeq and is a predicted model, not a curated record.
UUUGUGGGUGGGUGGUUUUGGUUUUUUUUUUUUUUUAAAAUACUGGUCUGACAUAAUUGGAUUCUUUAGAAAAUUUCUCUGGAAUUUCUUUUGAAAUUAAUUUAGAAGAGUGUGUUGGAUGACUUCAGUAGAGUGAUUUAUAACAAGUUAUUUGGGUGACACGUAGUUUAAAACUUGUCUCUGUUUAAUGAUAGUGGAUUUUGUGCAUCUUACCUUAUAGUUUAACUCUGGUAUCAGAGGUACCUAAAAACUUUAGUAUGAGCUCACUGCAUAAAAAAGAACUAGCAGCUCAACUUAGUAGUGCAGUUAAAUGCUUACAAAUCUGCUAUACUUCCUUUUAGAAGUUGGAACAUUCUCCUCUGUCACUGGAAGCCUGCAGUAGUCCUGUUCAGGCCAGAAUACAACAAUAAUUAUCAGAUAUCAAGUUCACAUUCCACAGCUCUUACUAAAACUUACUCAAAUUACAGCAGCUUUAGAUUAAAGUGAACUCCAUCUGUGCUCACUAACAGAUCUGUGCUCACUAACAGAUCUCCGCUCUGUUGUGCAGAGAUGCGGAAUAUGCAUUUAUUUGGGUCUCCCUGUAAAAUGCAAGUGGAUGUUAAUUAUGUUUUCACUAGCUGAAUUUCUAGUAGUGUGUAUAUAAUGCUUUUGAGUCAUUGACAAUUUUGCAGUAUUUAGCUGCAGAGCAUGAUUCACAUACCCUUAUAAUUCAGGCAGUUGAAUCUAUUUCUUUCCUUUCUGUGAUAUUGUUCAGCUUCAGGUAAUAUAGUUUGCAUUAUCUUGCAUUCUCUUGCUCGCUGAGAGAUGUUUUCCCACCUGUGGAGAGAGCAUGGGGUAGAAAAAGUACUCUUGGGUUUUAUCUUGAGCCAUUACCUUCUCUUGCCCAUUUUCAAACUGGAGAAUUUUACUGAAUUUUGACAGUAUUUCUGGACACGUAAACACUGUUUCCAUUAAAUCUAGAGAAAAUAUGGCUUGUGGUGGUCCUGAGCAUUUAGUCUUUUAUUAAGGAACUUUAAUGUGGCCCCUAAAAUUAACUUUUAGGGACUAAUUUGAAAAAUCAGCUUCUAGGAAGCUAAUGAAAUGGCUCCUGCAAUCCAUUCUAGAUAGUACCGGAAAAUAUUUCAACAAGCUAAUUUUGCCACAGCUUUCUGAUCAGACCUUACACAAGAUGUUUCAUCCCAUUUAUAAGAGGAAAUAAAGGAGUGAAUGUUACAGUUGUAUUUUCAUGAUGCCUGUGAUAUAUUUGAUUAGUGUGACACUUUGGUAAUAAAAGCACAGAUGCUAUAAAUGAGAUGAGGCUAGUUAGAUUCUAAAAACAGAUCUGUGUGAGAAAAUAAUACCAGAAAACAGAAGGGAAAUAAUGGUCAAAAUGCCACAAGUGUAAUCCUCUUGUAAGAUAAGCAUCUGAAAAGUACUAAUUUCUUGGGUGUUUGGUGGUGUGGGUUUUUUUGUUUGUUUGGUUUGGUUUUUUUCCCCCAAUUACAGGGACUUGCCAUGAGGUGCUGAAGCCUUGUUUAAUUGAUUUGGAGAGACUGGACCUAAAUGGCGCAGCAUGACUUCGCUCCAGCCUGGCUUAAUUUUCCUACUCUGCCAUCAUCAACAAAGUCAUCACUGAACUUUGAGAAACAUUCUGAAAAUUUUUUGUGGACAGAGAAUCAUUAUGAAGCAAGUCACAGAAGACACAACUCUUUAGAUGAGUUUGAUCCUAACGUUGGAUGGCCUAAUGGAGGGCAUUUUGGGAAAAAAGAGAAGAAUGGUUGGCGUUCACAAGGCAGAAAUGGUACAGAAAAUAUAAACUAUCGUGGGGGAUACCAUGGUGGAGGUUCCUGCACUCGUACCAGCGCUUUCCACUGUGGAAAAGGCCAAGGACUGCCUGAAAACAAUGUAUCUGAUAAUGAAACUGGGAAAAAGGAAGACAAGGAAAUGCCCAAACAGUUUGAGGCUGAGGAUUUUCCAUCUUUGAAUCCUGAAUAUGAGAGAACAACAAGCCAGAAUAAGUCUUUAGCGGCAGGUGUGUGGGAGUACCCUUUGAAUCCUAAAUCUAGAUCUCCAAGAAUGCUGGUCAUUAAAAAGGGCGGUACAAAAGAACUGCAGAUAUCUGGAUUCCCUGUAGUAGGAAGUCUUCAUUCACAGCCAGUAAAGAAUGGAACUGGCACAAGUGUUUAUAAAGGAUUAGCCCCUAAAACUGCUAUUCCACCCGCAAAGCCUACGCAGUGGAAAAGCCAAGCAAAAGAAAAUAAACUUGGGAAUCCAUUUUCUCAUGAAUCUGCAUAUGGUAUUGGCAAUUUCAGUCCUUUCAGAAGAACUGCCAAGGCAUUUACUGUAUCACAGAAUUCAGUGAAAGAGUGUAAUUGGUCAAAUUCGUCAUCCCCUACUGACAAAGUUGGUCAGCCUCGUUUAACAAAAUUGACAAGAACACGGACUGAUAAGAAGAGUGAAUUUCUGAAAGCAUUGAAACAAGGUAGAGUUGAAGAGGAACGUGAGGAUGAGAAGCACGCUGGGCAAGAGAAGGAUGAUGAGUCCUUUAAUGUGCAUAACAGCAACAGUCCUCAUAAGAGAGAUAUGAACCGAAACUUUGAAAAUGAAAUUCCGCAAGAGAAUGGCAAUGCUCCAAUUACAUCUCAACAGAUCAUUCGAUCUUCAACUUUCCCUCAGGCAGAUGUUCUUUCAAGCUCACUUGAGGCAGAGCAUAGGUUGUUAAAGGAGAUGGGCUGGCAGGAAGACAGUGAAAAUGAUGAAACAUGUGCUCCACUAACAGAGGAUGAGAUGAGGGAAUUCCAAGUCAUUAGUGAACAGUUACAAAAAAAUGGCCUUCGGAAAAAUGGCAUUUUGAAAAAUGGCCUCAUCUGUGAUUUUAAGUUUAGCCCCUGGAAAAACAGCACUUUCAAACCUGCUCUGGAGAAUGAGACUUCUGAGACAAGCAGCAGUGAUACAUCAGAUGAUGAUGAUGUGUGAAAAUUUCUGUAACAUCUGUAGAAGCUUGUUUUGAUGUCAUAAAAUUUUGGGGAUGUAUUGUCCAAAAAAAAUAUUCUAAUUUAUGUAGUAACAUACCCCAUUAGAGGAAGAAUGAUGGGACUUCUCUCUGAAGCAAGGAAUGUUGUGUUGAACAUUACUAUCAUUUCUUUGCAAACAAAUGUUGUAGAAUGAGGACAUGGGUUGACCCAACAUUGACUUUCUUCAUCACUGCAGCAUUUCUGACUAGCAAUGCGACAGUGUAACAAAUUAGACUUUCUCAUUUAAUAAUAAAAACAAAAAUAAUUGUGUAAUGUCUUGUAAAGCUUCUGUCUUAAUAGGUCCAAGUCUAUUUGGAAAAAAAAAAGGGGCAACUUGACACAGCAUUUUGCUUGCCAAGUAAUUUCUUUCUUAUAAUGGAAAUCCUCGAGUCCACUUUGUACGCAAAAAGGGCAAUGUAGCAUGUUGGCUAAAAUGGGCAAAGUGCACUAAAACUCUUUUCCUUAAUUGAGCUGUUGUACUGUUCUGCUUCUUCCACACAUAACUGUUCUUUAGCCAUUUGUAGUGUAGUCAUUGUUAUUAAUGGCAAAAAACCCUGAUGUUUCAUUUCCAAAUUUCUAGAACUAACCUUUAAAUUGAAAGCUUUAUGUGGAGUAUUGCAAGACCCGGUAUUCUCACAGUGAACACAUUUCUUGUGGGAAAAUAAGCACUUUGCUUUUACUAUUUACAUGCAGAAAAAAAUAAUUACGCUGACUAGAUUUGUCCACUACAUGGAAAAUAAACUGAUUUACAGAGUAUUGUCUCAGUGCAUAGCAUCAAAGGUAUUGUUUUGAAAUAUAGUAAGUUUUGUUUGCAUUUAUAUUAAGUGUACUCUAGCAGCAGUGACUGCAUUUCAGAAUGAAUUAAAAUUUUUAUCACGAGUUCUUGCUUUUAUAGCAGCAGAAGUAUAUCUAUGCAAUAAGUACCUGUUUUGCUUACUUUGUGUCAAACUUUUUCUUUAUAAUCACACAUUUAAAAAACAAUAUUAUAUUAUUUAUAGUUUUAUUUGGUUCAUUUUAGUUCUUUAAAUGUUUUCCUCAGGGUUGUACAAACUAUGUAGCAUUAAUUCAUAAGCACAACUGCUCUUGGUGGUGUCACAUACAUUUAUAACAUAGCUUAUAUAUAGACAUUCCUCCUUCAAAAUAUUUUUGAAUUGCGCUACUUCUUAUAGUAAGUAAUUUGCAAUUUAAAACUCUAAAGCAAAAGUAUUUAUAAAGCUGAGAUUUUGUCCAUGUUUAACUUCUUUAGGAAAAGACUUUUUUUGUAAGGUGGCAUCUAACAAUUUUGGGCCACAGGUGGUGUGUGGGGCUUUUUUCUGUUUUUUUUCUGUGUGUGUGUGGGUAGGUGUUUGUGUGUUUUGUUUUGUGGGGUUUUUUUGGGUGUGUGGGUUUUUUCUUGUGGUCAUUUUUUUAGUUUAAACAGGUUUCUAUUCAAGAGGUCUUUUUUUUUUCUUUUGAAAUAUGCCAUUUUCUUGUCUAAAUUUAAGAGGAUAAAAAUGUUUAUUUCUUAAAGAGAAAACUUCUGUAUUGGUAAUGAAGUAUUUCCUACUCGUAUGCCUUACCUUUUUCUUUCUCCUCUCCUGCAGUUUUUUUUUUUACUAACUUUGACACUCUGGUGUAGUUCAUUCUCUUUUUGGUUGUCAUAUCCUGUCAACAGGAUCUUCUGCCUAUCGUAGUUACUUAGUGGUAUGUGAAUACACUAUUUUUACUACUAAAUGAAAACUUUUUUUGCCUUGGUAUUUCUCAAAGCGGGACAUAGACUUUUUUUUUUACUCUGUCUUCAGUUUAAUGACAAGUGUCACCUCUCUAACCCUUUAGGAAGAUACUAUAAUUACAGAAGAAUUGUGUUAUACUAAGUGUAUAGACUUGGGAAAUUUACAGGUUGUAAUAGAGAAAAUUUUCUUUAGAGAAAGUAGAAAUAAUAGUUGUACUUGGUACUUCUGUUUCUCUAGUUUACAUCCUGAAACUGGUAACAAGCACAGGUCACAAUGAGUAGCGAGCUAAGGAAGUAACAGGACUUGAGUAGUGGUUUUGCUUUGUAGAACACAAUGCCUUUACAGCCUUUGUAACUUGUUUUCUAUGAGUGUGACUUCUUGUGGCUACUUCUCUUGUAUCUGCUGUAUUGUCCAUUCUGGCUCUAUACACCCAGCAUAAUUACUCUGUACUCAUACUACACUGUGUUUGGGUUUCUGAAGUCUGUUGUGUUUGAUACGGUGAUUUGAUGAUGUGCAGAUGCAUAACCUUAACCAACUGAUACUUGUAGAUUCAGUUCUAGUCCUAUACAGUGGUCCAUUCUGACCCUUUCAUGCUAGUUCAGAAACUGGCGUCAAAGGUCCACAUAGCCCUUAGCUUAAAUAGUUAUCUGCCUGCUCUGUUACUUCAGUUUGCCCCUCACCACAGUAAGAGGUGGAAGUGGGGAAGCUGUGAUGAUUUCACUGAGGAAUUGAUUGCCUUAUGUUAUAUUUACUUAAUGGCAAAGCUGAGUAAUGCAUUGGUCCUCUUUUCUGCCACCUUAAUAAGAAACUCUUUAGUCACUCAUGGAGGAACUCUGUUUUUGGUUGAGUUUUUUAUUUUCCUGGGAAGUAUCACUUGAAACAAGGUUUGUUUUUCAUAUUUUACUUCCAUAAAAUUUAUGGAAGUAAAAUUUAUGGAAUUGGUGGUUUAUCAGCCUUUCUCUUCUGUCGUACCUGAACCAUGAUCCAUUCCCAGGAUACAUCCUCUCUUGUUUUUCUGCUUUGAGCAUAUUAAACACCAGCAAGGAAGUCUACCUUAAAGGCUUUUAAGUUGUUGGACUAAGCUUGCCCAUUCCUUUAAUAGGUUCUAGCAAGCUUUGGAUAUUAAAGAAUGUCUGCUGGAGAUAGUUUGUCCGUGCUGGGCCCCAGAGAGCUUGACUUCAGUUACAGUAGUCACUGAUUGCUGCAUGCAGACAUGGCACUGCUGUAUGAUUUGCAGUAAUUUCUGCCAUUUCUCUUCUUAAUCCUGUCUCUAUUGGCACAGAACUGCAUCAUCUUAGUUCCCCUUCCCAUCCUUUUUUAAAAGGGAAGAUGACUGAUUAAUCACUCACUGAUUUUCUGAUCUACUGGUGAUGAGGGAUGUGCCCUCUGUGUAUGCUGAUGGUAUGGAGGAUACCUUUGUUUCUGGUAAGGAUCUGGGGCUCCUUUGCCUCAUCUAAAAUGACUAGAGGCCUUCCUCACUGACUUGUACAGGGCCUUUUUCUCUCUCAACUGGUAAGAGAAGCUAGAUAUCUUUCCUGAAAAGUGUUAGUUACAGUAAAGUUGUCCAUUGAUGCAUAUUGGACCUAAUCAAGAUUCUGAAGACUUUUGCUGCUUGUAAUCCCAGUCUUUAAGAAAUGUUAUCAAGUAUGAAGGAAAUUAUGGUUUGUUCUAUGCAAUUGCCUCUGGAGGGGGAAAAAUAAAAUCUGUUUUAUUUAUGA